ACCUUUUCCAAAUGGGGAGAGCAACCGAGUGCGGCGCAAGCGCAUGCCGAAGCCAUGCGGAACGGGUGGGGGGAGAAGGCACUCCGACUUGCCCAAUCCAAGUCACGCGGUCUUGCAGAACUCGCCGCCGUCCUUGCUGACCAUUGCUCGCCGCACGCGCCAAGUCCGCUCGCCGCGCUGUCUCGAGGCGGCGCGAAGGGAAUGCAAGCCAAGAGAGAUGAAGAUGGCGAAAAAGAUGCCUGCCGUGGAAAAAAGAUGGAUGUCUCUGGCGCGGGGGAAACGUCGGUCGAGGCUGCCGAGGAGGCGCUCAUUCGCGCUUAUGACGACGACCAGCUGUUGCACGUCGAGUUCGAUGACGCCGGCCGAGUCCAUGUAGAUGCGGUGGUUGACAGCGCUGGCCUGGGCCUGGUCCACUACGCCGCUAUGGCCGGGCACGUCGAAGCUGUGGCUCUGCUAGUCGACGAGUACGGCGCUGCGGCCGACGCCAGCCUCGCUCCCGAUGGUCUCACGCCGAUGUUCUCGGCCAUGCUACACGGUCGGUGGGCCAUGAUGGAGCUGCUACUGACAAAGUACGGCGCGGAUCCGUGCCGCGGAUGCCAGGGUAACGACGCGACGCUUCUCCAUGUCGCCGCUAAGCUCUCGUACGUCGAUAUCUGCGGCCUGCUCUCGACGCUGGAAGCGGCGCUGCCGGCGUCAGCAAGUACGGCGACUGUCGACAAGCUCCUGGCGGCGCGAAUCACCGCCGGCCUCACCCCGCUGCACGUUGCCGUUCUAGGCGCCAACACCCGCGCCAUAUCCGCGCUCCUCGCCGCGUCGUCGGCCCCGGCUGAGCUGCUUGCCGCCCAGGACACUCUGCGAAUGUUCACUCCGCUUCACCUCGCGGUCCUCUACGGGUUACCGCUUGAGGUCUUUGAAGCCCUCGCCGGUGGUGGCGUCGCCGCCAGCGGCGCGGCACGCCUCAAGUCUACCAGCGGGCUCACGCCGCGAGCUCUCGCCGACGCCCUCGACGCUGGCGCCGGUGCCGACGUCGGCCCGGUCGUUGCCCAGCACCUCAUGCACUACGCGUACGACGAGGCGCUCGCUCGCGGCGCGGCCAGUCCCGGCGCGCCGCACGUCGCUGCUGCACUCGAAAACAUGGGCGUGUGAACUGACUGCAAUCUUUGCUACCGCGCUACUGGCCAUCACCGCACGCGGCGGCCUCGAGCUCGUCGAUGGCGGCUUCAAAGCAGGCGGCCAGCUUUUCGGGGUCCUCGAUCACGUCGGCGUCGAGCGCAAAGGUGACGGUGACGUUGCCGUUGUAGGAAAGCGCCGAGACCUGGGAGAUGAGGUUGCCGAUGUACACAAUGACCUCGUCGACCUUGUGGCCAGCACAGUAGACCGGCGUCGGCGGGCCGGGUACGUUGGUGAAGACAAGCGUGUGCGAGAGCAUGGUGUCGAGCGCCGUCUGCUUGCGUGGCGCCGUGGGAAGGACCGCCGACGCAAGCUGCUGGAGGUAGAACUGGAGGUGGGCCUCGGGUGUCGACUUGAGCGCGUCGAUCUCGGCCUUGACCUCGGCGAGCGCCGCCUGCGGCGACAUGUCCGCGAGCGGGAGCUUGAGCGAGAGGAAGCACCACUUGUUGGUGAGCACCUUGCUCCGCUGAGUAAAGGCGUAAGGAAGGAAGA
This is a messenger RNA of Thecamonas trahens ATCC 50062, 1662 nucleotides long. RefSeq lists its product as uncharacterized. The record is from RefSeq and is a predicted model, not a curated record. The transcript has a single exon. Gene Ontology annotation, molecular function: protein binding. Bases 55 to 1146 code for a protein of 363 amino acids. Lineage: Eukaryota; Apusomonadida; Apusomonadidae.